This is a messenger RNA of Nerophis ophidion (straightnose pipefish), 10055 nucleotides long. Its product is annotated as phospholipid-transporting ATPase ID-like. Gene Ontology annotation, cellular component: plasma membrane. The record is from RefSeq and is a predicted model, not a curated record. Gene Ontology annotation, biological process: phospholipid translocation; Golgi organization. NCBI's taxonomy places the organism in Eukaryota, Metazoa, Chordata, Actinopteri, Syngnathiformes, Syngnathidae. Gene Ontology annotation, molecular function: ATP hydrolysis activity; magnesium ion binding; ATPase-coupled intramembrane lipid carrier activity. The transcript is spliced from 28 exons. The coding region runs from base 278 to 3901 and encodes 1207 amino acids.
AACUCCUGUCCCGAAAGCUUCACGUCGCGCACAUUUUGUCAUUGUCGGGAUUAUCGGGCAGGUCCUUGAAUGCGUCAUGAUGUCACCAUCAUAUUUAGCUCAAUAGCUGAUCCGGGCUCGGAUUGUGGACUGUGGAGCUCGUCAUGUUGGCGUCCUUUAGGUGCGCAUCAUCUCCUCUCCGCUGAGUCACGCCGCCCUGUAAAGAAGAGGAAACAAUCACGCAAACACCGAGAAGAAGAUGUUUAUGAUGAAGGACGGAUAGAAAGUGGAAGAGAAGAUGUCGUUCUUCGGCCUGGAUUGUGUCAGGAACAAAGAGCCCGAGCUGGAGAGGAAGCUCAGGGCCAACGACCGAGAGUACAACAUCUCCUUGAAAUAUGCAACGAACGCCAUCAAGACCUCCAAGUACAACUUCUUCACGUUCCUACCGCUCAACCUCUUCGAGCAGUUCCAGAGGAUCGCUAACGCCUACUUCCUGUUCCUGCUGGUGCUCCAGGUGAUUCCUGAGAUCUCGUCCCUGUCCUGGUUCACCACCGUGGUGCCUCUGGUCCUGGUGCUGUCCGUCACCGCCGCCAAGGACGCCACCGAUGACAUUAAUCGCCACAGGAGCGACAAUCAAGUCAACAACCGGAAAGUCCAAGUCCUCAUCGAUGGCAAACUGCGCAGCGAGAAGUGGAUGAGCGUGCAGGUGGGCGACAUCAUCAAGCUGGAAAACAACCAAUUUGUCACCGCCGACCUCCUGCUGCUGUCCAGCAGUGAGCCACUCAACCUGGUCUACAUCGAGACGGCCGAGUUGGACGGAGAGACCAACCUAAAAGUGCGGCAGGCCCUGCCGGUGACGGGCGACCUCGGCGACGACGUCAACAAGCUGGCGGAUUUCAACGGCGAAGUCCACUGCGAGCCCCCCAACAACCGCCUGGACCGCUUCACGGGGACGCUGAGCUCGGCGGGACAGAAGUACGCUCUGGACAACGAGAAGAUCCUGCUGAGAGGAUGCACCCUGAGGAACACCGACUGGUGCUUUGGACUGGUGCUCUUUGGAGGUCCGGAGACCAAGCUGAUGCAGAACUGCGGGAAGAGCACCUUUAAGAGGACCAGCGUGGACCGUCUGAUGAACGUCCUGGUCCUGUGUAUCUUUGGCUUCCUGGCCUUCAUGUGCAGCAUCCUGGCCGUCGGGAACUACUGCUGGGAGCUGGACGAGGGCUCGACCUUCACGGCCUUCCUACCUCGGCAGAACGGCAGCGACGCCGCCUUCUCCUCCUUCCUCACCUUCUGGUCUUACGUCAUCAUCCUCAACACCGUGGUGCCCAUUUCGCUCUACGUCAGCGUGGAGAUCAUCCGCCUGGGCAACAGCUUCUACAUCGACUGGGACAGGAAGAUGUACCACGGCCGCAGCGACACGCCGGCCGAGGCGCGCACCACCACCUUGAACGAGGAGCUGGGCCAGAUCAAGUACGUCUUCAGCGACAAGACGGGCACGCUCACGCAGAACAUCAUGACCUUCAACAAGUGCUCCAUCCACGGCAAGUCCUACGGUGACGUCUUCGACUACAAAGGAGAAAGACUAGAAAUCAACGAGGGCACCGAGACCGUGGACUUCUCCUUCAAUCCGCUGGCGGACCCUCGCUUCACCUUCCACGAUCACGCCCUGGUGGAAGCCGUCAAGCUGGAGACCCCUGAGGUCCACGCCUUCUUCCGGCUGCUCGCCCUCUGCCACACCGUCAUGGCGGGGGAGAAGAAAGAAGGGCAGCUGGUGUACCAGGCCCAGUCCCCAGACGAGGGCGCUCUCGUAACGGCCGCUCGAAACUUCGGAUUCGUCUUCCGCUCAAGGACGCCCGACAGUGUCUCCAUUGUGGAAAUGGGACAGCAGCGAACUUACCAGCUCUUGGCCAUCCUGGAUUUCAACAACGUCCGCAAGAGGAUGUCCGUCAUUGUACGCAGCCCGGAGGGAAAGCUGUCCCUCUACUGCAAAGGCGCGGACACCAUGGUCUACGAGAGGCUGCACCGGUCCUGCAGCAAGCUGAUGGACGCCACCACGGAGCACCUCAACGAGUUUGCCGGGGAAGGCCUGCGGACCCUGGCCUUGGCCUACAAGGACCUGGACGAGGACUUUUUCGCCCAGUGGAAAGGGCGCCACCACGAGGCCAGCACCGCGCUGGACGACCGCGAGGGCAAGCUGGACCAGCUGUACGAGGAGAUCGAGAGAGACCUGCUGUUGCUAGGGGCGACCGCCAUAGAAGACAAGCUGCAGGACGGCGUUCCUCAGACCAUCGAGCAGCUGUCCAAGGCAGACAUCAAGAUCUGGGUUCUGACCGGUGACAAGCAAGAAACAGCAGAAAACAUCGGUUACUCGUGCAACCUACUGCGCGAGGAGAUGAACGACGUCUUCGUCAUCUCGGGGAACUCGCCCGAGGACGUCAGGCAGGAGCUGCGAAACGCACAGACCGCCAUGAAACCGGAUGCGGUGGAAGAUUCUGUGAUUUCACAGCAAAGGAGCCUGGGUAAAAAGGCGAAGGCCAUCAUCACGGACGAAGUGGUGAACGGCGAGUACGGCCUGGUCAUCAACGGGCACAGUCUGGCGUACGCGUUGGAGCGCGGCAUGGAGCUGGACUUCCUCAGGACGGCGUGCAUGUGCAAGGCGGUCAUCUGCUGCCGGGUCACGCCCCUGCAGAAGGCACAGGUGGUAGAGCUGGUCAAGACGCACAAGAAGGCCGUCACGCUGGCCAUCGGCGACGGCGCCAACGACGUCAGCAUGAUUAAAGUGGCCCACAUCGGCGUGGGCAUCUCCGGUCAGGAAGGAAUGCAGGCGGUGUUGUCCAGCGAUUACUCCUUCGCCCAGUUCCGUUUCCUGCAGCGCCUCCUGCUGGUGCACGGCCGCUGGUCCUACCUGCGCAUGUGCAAGUUCCUGCGCUACUUCUUCUACAAGAACUUCACCUUCACCUUCGUCCACUUCUGGUACGCCUUCUUCUGCGGCUUCUCCGCCCAGACGGUGUAUGACGAGUGGUUCAUAACGCUCUACAACCUGGUCUACACGGCGUUACCUGUGCUGGGAAUGAGCCUCUUUGACCAGGACGUGAACGACGCGUGGAGUUUCCAGCACCCGCAGCUGUACGUCCCCGGCCAGCAGAACCUCUACUUCAGCAAGACGGCCUUCGUCAAAUGCGCCCUGCACAGCUGCUACAGCUCCCUGGUGCUCUUCUUCAUCCCGUACGCCGCCGUCAGCCAGGCCAAGGACGUGGCCGACUACCAGUCCUUCGCCGUCCUCACGCAGACCUGCCUGCUGUUUGCCGUCACCAUCCAGCUGGGCUUGGAGAUGUCCUACUGGACGGCGGUGAACACCGUCUUUGUCCUGGGAAGCUUGGUCAUGUACUUUGCGGUCACCUUCACCAUGUACAGCGACGGACUGUUCCUACUCCUGCCCUCGGCCUUCCCUUUCGUCGGCACGGCCAGGAAGUCGCUGAGUCAGCCCAACGUGUGGCUGACCAUCGUCCUCACCUCCGUGCUGUGCAUCCUUCCUGUGGUCACUUAUCGCUUCCUGCUGAUACAGCUCCGCCCCUCCAUCAACGACAAGGUGAUGUUCAAGGUCCGCCGGGCCAAAGCCACGCCGCCCCCGCCGCCUCGCCGCACCCGAAUCCGCCGCACCAGCUCCCGCCGCUCCGGCUACGCCUUCUCCCACGCUCAAGGUUACGGCGACCUGGUGACGUCGGGGCGCUUCCUGCGGCGCCCGGCCGUGUCGCGCCCCUCGGGUUUCUCGCACAUGGGACGCGCCGCCGCCGCCGGCUUCAGCCCCAUGGGGCGCUCGGCCGGGUACAGCCCCACGGGGCGGGCGCAGCAGGGGAAGGCCCAGGAGGUGGAGGUGACCUCGCUGCAGAUGUACAGGACCAUCAGUGACGCCGCUCUCUGAUUGGUCAGGAGCCUUCAUAACAGGAAGUGUCGCCAUUGUUUACAAACUUGGAAGCCAUGUUGCCUUCAUGUCCUCUUGAUAACUGUGGUUUUUUUACACAACUCAUAGCACUUCUAUUGAUGCAAAUAUUGUUCUUUAUAAUGUUUAGAAUGUGCUAGAUGGGGAUGUUCUUCACUCCUGCUUCAAUUCAGUUUUUUACCUAAACCGCGUGGAGGACAAUCAUUCCCAAAUCCUCCAGCGUCCACUGCAGUGGACAUUGGUUUUUACAGCCUAUUUUUAAUACAUUUUCGCGAAAAAUUAUGGAGGGCCAAAAUGGACCAAAUUAAAAUUAAUACAUUUUUCGAUAGUUAUUAUGUUUUAAUUAAUUAAUUAGAAUUAAAUUGAAAUACUUACAUGUAUUAUUAAAUAUGCCAUCCAUCCAUCCAUUUUCUACCGCUUGUCCCUUUUUGUGUGACAAUCAUUUUUACUUUAACUUGAACUUAACUUCUGUAAUUGCAUGCUGACGUUAGCAUGCUAACAUUCUUGCUAAUUUUUAUCAAUUAAUACAAUUUUAACAUAUGUUGAAAUCAAUAAUUAAAUUUUAAAAUAAUUAAAUGUAAUUAAAAAAAUAUUAUUAAAUAUCAUUAAUUUAUUUUUAAUUACAUUUGAUUAUUUUACAAUUUAAUUCUUGAUUUUAACAAUUCUGUUAAUUGUUAAAAUUGUAUUAAUUGAUGAAAAUUUGCAAGAAUGUUAGCAUGCUAACGUCAGCAUGCUAUUACAGAAGUUAAGUUAAAGUUAAAGUACCAAUGAUUGUCACACACACACUAGGUGUGGUGAAAUUUGUCCUCUGCAUUUGACCCAUCCCAUUGAUCACCCCCUGGGAGGUGAGGGGAGCAGUGAGCAGCAGCAAUGGCCACGCCCAGGAAUUAUUUUGGGUGAUCUAACCCCCCAAUUCCAACCCUUGAUGCUGAGUGCCAAGCAGGGAGGUAACGGCUCCCCAUUUUUUUAGUCUUUAGUAUGGCUCGGCCGGGGUUUGAACUCACGACCUACCGAUCUCAGGGUGGACACUCUAACCACUAGGCCACUGAGUAGAAUUGAUCAUAUUUCUAAGAUUGUGGCAAUUAUCAAAAUCCAUGAAUUUUAAGUUAAUAUACAUAAAACUAGCAAGAAUGCUAGCGUAAAAUUUUAGCAUGCUAAUGUUAGCAUGCUAAUAUAGAAGAAGUUAUACUUCUAAGAUUGUGGCAAUUAUCAAAAUGUAUGAUUUAACCCCCAAUUCCAACCCUUGAUGCUGAGUGCCAAGCGGGGAGGUAACGGUUCCCCAGUUUUUUAGUCCUUAGUAUGGCUCGGCCAGGGUUUGAACUCACGACCUACCGAUCUCAGGGCGGACACUCUAACCACUAGGCCACUGAGUAGAAGUUAUCAUACUUCUAAGAUUGUGGCAAUUAUCAAAAUCCAUGAAUUUUAGGUUAAUAUACAUAAAACUAGCAAUAAUGCUAGCGUAAAAUUUUAGCAUGCUAAUGUUAGCAUGCUAAUAUAGAAGAAGUUAUACUUCUAAGAUUGUGGCAAUUAUCAAAAUCUAUGAUUUAACCCCCAAUUCCAACCCUUGAUGCUGAGUGCCAAGCAGGGAGGUAACGGUUCCCCAUUUUUUUAGUCUUUAGUAUGGCUUCGGCCGGGGUUUGAACUCACAACCUACCGAUCUCAGGGCGGACACUCUAACCACUAGGCCACUGAGUAGAAUUUAUCAUAUUUCUAAGAUUGUGGCAAUUAUCAAAAUCCAUGAAUUUUAAGUUAAUAUACAUAAAACUAGCAAGAAUGCUAGCGUAAAAUUUUAGCAUGCUAAUGUUAGCAUGCUAAUAUAGAAGAAAUUAUACUUCUAAGAGUGUGGCAAUUAUCAAAAUCUGUGAUUUUUAGGUUUAUUUAAAUAAAACUAGCAAGGAUGCUAGCGUAAAAUGUUAGCAUGAUAAUUUUAGCAUGCUUUUAUAGAAGAAGUAAUCAUACUUGUAAAAUGGUGCCAAGUAUCGAAUUCCAUGAUUUUUAGGUUAAAAUGUACAAACUUAGCUAUAUUGCUCGUAUAAACAGAUUAGUAAGGUAGCGUAAGCAUAGGAAGAGUUAGCAUAUGGUGGUAAGUACCCAAACCCAUCGAUUUGAGGUUCCACUGAAUACAAUUUGCGGAAUUGCUAGCAUGACAGGGCGGACACUCUAACCACUAGGCCACUGAGUAGAAGUUAUCAUACUUCUAAGAUUGUGGCAAUUAUCAAAAUCCAUGAAUUUUAGGUUAAUAUACAUAAAACUAGCAAGAAUGCUAGCGUAAAAUUUUAGCAUGCUAAUGUUAGCAUGCUAAUAGAGAAGAAUUUAUACUUCUAAUAUUGUGGCAAUUAUCAAAAUCUAUGAUUUUUAGGUUUAUUUAAAUAAAACUAGCAAGGAUGCUAGCGUAAAAUGUUAGCAUGAUAAUUUUAGCAUGCUUUUAUAGAAGAAGUAAUCAUACUUCUAAAAUGGUGCCAAAUAUCGAAAUACAUGAUUUUUUUUUAUUAAAAUGUACAAACUUAACUAUAUUGCUCGUAUAAAAAGAUUAGUAAGGUAGCGUUAGCAUAGGAAGAGUUAGCACAUGGUGGUAAGUAUCCAAACCCAUCGAUUUGAGGUUCCACUGGAUACAAUUUGCGGAAUUGCUAGCAUGACAACGUCGAAAAAGUUGGCAGACUUUGAAGAUGGCGCCAACAAUCAAACGCCAUCAUUUUUGGGUUUGACGGAAUAAAAUUUGCUAAAAUGCUAACUUCACGUUAGCAUGCUCACUUCACGUUAGCAUGCUCACAUGGGAAAAGUUAGCGUCCUUUUAAGAUGGCAGCAAGUAUUAAAAAUAAUUAUAUUUAGGUUGAAACAAAUAUGAUUACCUCAAAUGCUAGCAUGCUAACUUUAGCAUGCUAUCUUUAAGACGAGUUAAUUUUUUCAUGUAUUUUUUUAAUGAAGUUGUCAAAGUCAGUGGGCGGGUCCUCACACCUGAUUGGUCACUUCCGCUUGCCUGUAGAAGCGGUGAAUAUUGUGCGAAAAUAACAACUCCAAACACUAUUAUUUAGUUCAUUUCAAUUGGAAUCCAUUAAUGAUGCAUUUAGGUACUUUUGAACUAUGUCACUAUUUAUUUAAUUUUAUCCCUUUAGGCCUGAAAAACCUUUUAUGUUUGGUUUAUUUCCAAACAAAUGAAUAUUAAGUAGCCCUGUUAUGCAAAACAAAAGUUUCCACUGCAGUGGAUACUGGUUCUCCGGAGAAUAUAUAUGUGGUUGUAUUUUUUUGUUUUUGUUUCUGUUUUUUUAAAGGGACGAGAGAACUUCUGUCCGAAUGUGCCAGAUUGUAAGGAGCAGACUAACGAUGCAACAUACACAAUGUUGCCAAAAGUAUUUGGCCACCCAUCCAAGUGAUAAGAAUCAGGUGUCCCGAUCACUAGGCCCGGUGUAUAAAAUCAAGCACGUAGGCAAACCUUUGUGCAAGAACGGGCCGCUCUCAGUGAUUUCCAGCGUGGAACUGUCAUAUGAUGCCACCAGUGCAACAAAUCCAGUCGUGAAAUUUCCUCGCUCCUAAAUAUUCCAAAGUCAACUUUAUUAUAAGAAAAGUGAAGAGUUUGGGAACAACAGCAACUCAGUCACGAAGUGGAAGGCCACAUAAACUAACAAGAGAGGGGUUAGCGAAGGAAUUAUGGUGUGGGGUUGUUUUUCAGGAGUCAGUUCCAGUGAAAGGAAUUUUGAAUGCUACCAGAUACCCAAACAUUUUGGACAAUUCCAUGCUCCCAACCUUGUGGGGAACAGUUUGGAGCGGGCCCCUUCCUCUUCCAACAUGACCAUGGUCCAUAAAGACAUGGAUUACAGAACUUGACUGGCCUGCACGGAGUCCUGACCUGAACCCAAUAGAACACCUUUAGGAUGAAUUAGAACAGAGACUGAGAGCCAGGCCAUCUCCGCCAACAUCAGUGUGUGACCUCACCAAAGCACUUUUGGGAGAAUGGUGGGAAAAUCCCUAUAAACACACUCCGCAACCUUGUGGACAGCCUUCUCAGAAGGGUUGAAGCUGUAAUAGCUGCAAGAGGCGGACCAAAAUCAUAUUGGACCCUAUGGGUUAGGAAUGGAAUGGCACUAUGGGAGUCAAGGCAGGUGGCCAAGUACUUUUGGCAAUUUAGUGUAUAUUUGCCUUCUUCAGAGAGCAAACCAGAUGAGACUGAAAAACAGCAGCGCCUCAGCUGGUUGCAGCCUAGUACUGCACUCCCCCGUGGCUAUAAGUCAGGGGGGUCCAAACGUUUUCCACUAAGGGCCACAGACUGAAAAAUCAGAGCAUGUGGAAGACAUAUUUUUCACUUUCAAACCAAUAGUAUAUAUUGAUUUUUAUAUAUAUUUUAUAUAAAGAAAAAAACUACCUGCAUGCCAGCUUUGUGCUAUUCAAUUUUCUGUCUUAACUUGAUUUUUAUUCCACUAUUUUUGGAUACCACUGCUAUCAUUCAUCAGUUACACACACACGUUGUUCAUGACUUGUGGGGACCACCCUUUCUACUGCUAUCAUUCAUCAGUUACACACACACACGUUGUUCAUGACUUGUGGGGACCACCCUUUCUACUGCUAUCAUUCAUCAGUUACACACACACACGUUGUUCAUGACUUGCGGGGACCACCCUUUCUACUGCUAUCAUUCAUCAGUUACACACACACACGUUGUUCAUGACUUGCGGGGACCACCCUUUCUACUGCUAUCAUUCAUCCGUUACACACACGCACACAUUGUUCAUGACUUGUGGGGACCACCCUUUCUACUGUAAUCAUUCAUCAGUUACACACACACGUUGUUCAUGACUUGUGGGGACCACCCUUUCUACUGCUAUCAUUCAUCAGUUACACUCAUACACGUUGUUCAUGACUUGUGGGGACCACCCUUUCUACUGCUAUCAUUCAUCAGUUACACACACACACACAUUGUUCAUGACUUGUGGGGACCACCCUUUCGACUGCUAUCAUUCAUCGGUUACACACACACGUUGUUCAUGACUUGUGGGGACCACCCUUUCGACUGCUAUCAUUCAUCGGUUACACACACACGUUGUUCAUGACUUGUGGGGACCACCCUUUCUACUGCUAUCAUUCAUCAGUUACACACACACACGUUGUUCAUGACUUGUGGGGACCACCCUUUCUACUGCUAUCAUUCAUCAGUUACACACACACAUUGUUCAUGACUUGUGGGGACCACCCUUUCUACUGCUAUCAUUCAUCAGUUACACACACACACGUUGUUCAUGACUUGUGGGGACCACCCUUUCUACUGCUAUCAUUCAUCAGUUACACACACACACGUUGUUCAUGACUUGUGGGGACCACCCUUUCUACAGGGUGUGUAGGCGUAAAAAAAUGAGGUAAAAUGGUCACUGCCCAGUUAGCUCAUACACGUCUUUAAAUCUCUGGAUUGAUGAAGGAAUGUGCUGCUCAUUCUUACUGGGGACCCUGGGAAAAGAGUUAAUAUGGUACACGGGGACUAAAUUUAAAUCAUUUUGCCUAAUACACACAAAUUUGUAUAUGAUUACUUAAGACUUCAGAAUGUAUCUGUUUCCCUUUAGGGGACCUGUUUUGUUUUGUUUUUGUCCCCAUACCGUCAGAGGUCCCCUAAAGGUAACUGUGUAAACAGAGCAAUGUCCCCAUUAAGUCGGUAACUGUGUAAACAGAGCAAUGUCCCCAUUAAGUCGGCAUUGCCAGAACACACACACACACACACAUGGCUCUUAACAAGCUACAUUUUUCAAUCUACAUGCUGGAAGGGAAAAGAAGCACAAACUGCACAUUUUAGACAGCAAGUGUCCACACACAGUAUGUAGCACUGAAUGCCACACGAUGCAUUCGAGGACGUACAAUAACAUAUCUGACGGAUGACUUGCAAACACACACGUACUGUAAAGCAUCAUAGGAAUAUGAUCCAAUAAGUCAUAUUUAUAUAUGUUCUUGUCUAAUUGUUGCUCAAUUUAUCUCUGGGAUGCCACUUUGUGAGCAGCCACUAUAGAUGUUUAUCGGUUUCUUAUAACUUUUUAUAUGCAUCACCAUGGACUAAGUGUGUACUGCAUCAUGUUUUGAAGAAAAUUAUGUGACUUUGCUCUUUUGUACAUUUUUUUUAUACCUGCAAGAACUGCAUUAAAAAAAAUACCAAACCUCUGCA